UAUUUUGCGGGAAGCAGUAAACAAAAUAGACACAGCACUAUGACAUGAAUUAAUGAUUCCGGAAAAUGAUCCAUAACCAGGAAGAUGAAUUGGAUAAAGCCAACAAAUAUCUGCGUCUGAAAAAUGUCCAGGGCAGAAACUUGUUGGUGGUGAGAGAAGUGUAUCGUCGUGAGACAGUUCCUUGUCAGAGUGCCUUAUGUCUCGCAGGCUGCCAGUCUGACAAUAAUGAAAUUGGAUUACUACCUGCAGAUGUUACCCACUACCUUGUACCAGACUGCCAAGUGGCACGAGAAUAUUUAGAGGUGUUGGAAAUACCACAGCUAACAGGAAUUAUUUUCCUACAGACAGUUGCCCAUAGUGUACAACAUGAAGGUAACAGGCGAUUACACAACCGACUCAAAAACCUGGUCAGGGAUAAAAGGAAGGCAUCUGUCAUAUUUCAUAAUGAGUUCCAGAAGUUUUCAUACUGUGAAAGAUUACGAGGGGAAAACUUGGCCUCCUGGCAGAGCAGGAGUACCUAUAAAGCAGCAGAUUGGUUCUAUAAUCACCUGGCCGGACAAAUACCUGUUGUAAUGGUUACUCAGGACAAACAGGUGAUAGCUGAGUAUGGGAGUCAGCAGGUGAACGUCUUUGUGCUAACACUGCAGGAGUACCUGGAUACCUUCUGGAAAAUAAUUGUGCCCAGUAUAACAGAUCUUGUUGACUCCAUCACAGCUUCUCUUGAGGCCAGAAGUAGGGAGAAAGACUAUGUAGGGUACCUACCAUCUGAUGUUAUUGAGGCUGGAUUGAAGACAGGACAUUACAUUCAAGGUUUUCUCAAUGUUAACAAAAGCAAUGCAUCACAAGAAGCUUUUGUCCAUCGUAGGAGACAGGACAGACAAGAUGACAGUGACUCAGAUAUACUUGUCCAUGGCAUGUCCAAUAGGAACCGUGCUGUCCAUGGUGACUUGGUAGUAGUUGAGCUGCUGCCACGAUCACAGUGGCGUGGCAGGUCAAACGUCAUCAGAGAUGGUGAUACAGAUACCAAAGACACAGGGGAGGAUGACAUUGAAGAGAACACAUCAGUGAUGCCAACAGGAAGGGUUGUGGCAAUAUCACAGCGAGCAUGGAGGGAGUAUGUCGCCACCUUCUCACAGGAUGAGGAGACCGGUCUAAAAGGCGGUAAGGUGCUUGUGAUUCCUUGGAACUAUCGUAUCCCAAAGAUACGCAUCAGCACCCGCCAGGUGGAGGCACUGAAGGAUCAUCGUAUCGUGGUGAGGAUUGACUCCUGGGACUCUGACUCACAGUAUCCCAACGGCCACUUUGUUCGUGCUCUAGGGAAGAUAGGGGAACUAGAGACUGAGGUGGCAGCCAUUCUUAUAGAGAACAACAUACAGAUGUCAACAUUCUCUGAUGCUCAGAUGAAGGAGUUACCUUUGGAUACAGAGGAAGACCCCUGGACUGUUGAGGAGGAGGAAGUACUGAAACGGAGGGAUUUACGCAACACUCAUCUUGUGUUCAGCAUAGAUCCUAAAGGAUGUGAAGAUGUGGAUGACACUCUUUCAGUCAGGACUCUGGAUAAUGGUAAUUUGGAGCUGGGAGUCCAUAUUGCAGAUGUCACACACUUUGUUAAACCAGGCACGCUGACUGACCAGGAGGGCAAAAGUCGGUCAACAACAGUAUACCUUGCUGAUCGCAGAUAUGACAUGUUACCUGGGAUUCUCAGUGCCAAUCUGUGCUCAUUAAUCAGUGGUGUUGACAGAUAUGCAGUUAGUGUAAUAUGGGAGCUGGACUCUUCUUACAAACCUGUCAAUGUCUGGUAUGGAAAAACCAUCAUAUGCUCGUCAUACAAGUUAUUCUAUGAGAUAGCUCAGGCCAUGGCAGAUGGGAUGCCAACAGAUGAUAUAGUUCAGAAUGUACCAGAACUCCAGUGUCUUCCUGAGAGUGAUGUCUGUAAAAAAGUGACAGAGUUACGAGCUGCAGUCUGUCGCUUGAUGGCAGUUGCACGUCACCUCAAGGCCAGGCGAGUGAGAGGUGGAGCACUGGAGCUUGAGAGCACUGAAGUCCAGAUACAGCUGACAGAGACUAAUAGUGUUGAGGACCUUACACCUAAAGAGCAUCUUGAAGUCCAUGAAACAAUAGCUGAAUGCAUGAUUUUUGCAAAUCAUUGGGUGGCAAAGAAAAUUGCAGAGGCCUUUCCAAACUCAGCCUUGUUGCGACAUCACCCCCUACCUCGAGAAGACAAGUUUGAGAACCUACUAACCUGUGCAAGUGCAAAGAACUACAAAGUACACACAGAAUCAAGUAAGGCUCUAGCUGAGUCACUGGACAGGUGUGAUGACCCACAUGAUCCUGUCGUCAACAAGCUGCUAAGGUCACUCGCUACCAUGGCAAUGUCUAAUGCUGCCUAUUUCUCCACUGGGACUUUACCACGAGAUCAGUUUUUCCACUACGGAUUGGCCCUGGAUCUGUAUACACAUUUUACAUCACCAAUCAGGAGAUACGCUGAUAUUUUGGUACAUCGACAAUUGAUGGCAGCUGUCAGCAAGUCCACGGAUGCAAAUGGUCUACCUAGUAACAAGGAGCUAGAGGAAUUAUCGGAACACAUCAACCAUCAACACAGAGCAUCCCAGAAUGCACAGCGAGACUCACAGGAACUAUUUCAGUACCUUUUCUUCAAGGGUCGUGACCCAGAUGAUGAAUGCUGUAUUGUAGAUGCUGUCAUCUUUCAACUGAGAGAAAAUGGCAUAUUUGUUUUGGUACCAAGGUAUGGUAUGAAAGGUCCAGUGUAUUUGAAGAACAAGGAAGGUCAGAUGGCCUAUGUCCAGGCAUUUGGUCAGUUGGAAUGGACAGGAGGCAAUAUCACCAAGAGGGGCCACACUUUGACAGUGAAUACGAUGUUUGGUGCCCAGAGUUACACACUGCUGGAUCACAUCACCGUGAAGAUAACUUUGAACAACUCAUGGGCCCACUCAUCCAGUGUUAGACUGGAGUUGAUAGACAACCGACCUCACCUCUCCUUGUCAUCAGAUAAUGUGGCAAGACAACAGAAGGCAGAAAUAAUAAAGGAAGUUUCUGAUGCAGCAGAAGAGAAGAGGAGCCAUAGGUCAAGUGUUGACCUUGGAGUUAACUUUGAGGAGCUAAAGAAAGAGUAUGGACAGUCAGCUAGUGACCAUAACAUGUAUAACUUAUUCCAGUCUUUCAAGGAAAUGGCUCUAAAGCGUUGAGGAGUAUUUGAUAUAAAUAAUCCCUUACACACAUAUGUUGUGUGGCAGAACCGUCCAUGAAAAUCAUACCACCGUCAUUUCCAGACAAAUUACAAUAAAACUGACAAAUGAACUUUGAAGUACCAAGUAUAUAGCUGUAAAAUGGCCAUGAAAACUGUAAAAGAUUUUCAGUCUAAAAUUAAUUUUGGGGGAGAGGGGGUGGGGAUCAAUAAAUAUAUGAUAAGCUCCCUUCCUAGGAAUUAGAGUAUAUUGAUGUUUCACAAAAUGUCCUUGUAGGCUGACAGUUUAAAGUACAAAGUCUCAAAGUAGAAAAUUUGAAAUUAGCAGAUUUUUUUAACAGACUAAUCAAUGCCAGGUAAAAUUUCAGAGGCAGAUGUCAAUAUUGAUCAUUCUCCAGUCCUUGUAUAUAAUUUCAUUCAGCCAUUUAGGAUGAAAUUAGUUUUGGCAAAAAUUUAAGAUAUACCCCGGUAAUUGUAAAAGUGUAAACUUUAGGUAUAACUGUAUUUUUAUUGCAAGUAUGGAGUUCAUAGAUUUAUAUCCACAGAAUUCAUUAUCAAUAUUAAACAGCGUAAACAUUUUAAAUAGGAGACUGAUACAUUACAUAAAAAUUUCCGAACAACAAAAAUAUCAUAUUGGUGCAGGAAAGUCAUUUUUGAUAGUUUUCUUUUUUUUUUAAAUUGCCUUUUUGUUUGUUUGUGUAUGAAAUCUCCUGAUCAUGUUUUUGUUUACCUAGUGAAGUGCUAAUAUUACUAUUUAUAUAACAUACAAUGUUAGCGUGAUUUUUGGUUCGAAAGGUUCAGAUGUUGGGAAGGAACAUUACUUGUAUGCUAUACUUCAAAGACAUGUAUUCUUCAAACAAAAAUAUAUGCUGUAAAUUCUGUAAUAGUUCUUGUUUCAGAGUGUUCUAUGCAUGAUGAAAGUGAAGCAUGUCUCAAUAUGCCAGUUACAGUUCAGGGCCUUUUUGAAGGAAAAGUUUCGAAAGUCUACAAUAACUUUGAAGUUUACAAGUGAUAUUCCUUAUCUAGUUUCUAAAGCCUGUAGGUACAAUGUAAACCAGAAAAUAAAUACCUGCUGUGUGUUUUACAUAGUUGUAUAUUUUGUAAUUUAUAAGCCACUUAGUUGAGAUUUUUAUGUUUGGAUUCCUGAAUGAUGUAUUUGAUAAUUGUAAGAUAGAGAUCAGUUUUCUUACAAUGGAUAAGUACAGGACUCUUUGUGCAUCUUUUUGUUACAUUGUUGAAAAAUAAUUAUAUUGUCAAUAAAAUGAUGAAAUUAGA
Molecule: messenger RNA, 4480 nt
Organism: Ylistrum balloti
Lineage: Eukaryota; Metazoa; Mollusca; Bivalvia; Pectinida; Pectinidae
Product: DIS3-like exonuclease 1
Exons: 23
Coding region: 66-3206 (1046 amino acids)
Biological process (GO): rRNA catabolic process
Cellular component (GO): cytoplasmic exosome (RNase complex)
Molecular function (GO): RNA binding; 3'-5'-RNA exonuclease activity
Source: RefSeq, a predicted model, not a curated record